Messenger RNA from Guillardia theta CCMP2712, 1095 nucleotides. RefSeq lists its product as hypothetical. The transcript has 6 exons. Lineage: Eukaryota; Cryptophyceae; Pyrenomonadales; Geminigeraceae. Bases 1 to 1095 code for a protein of 364 amino acids. The record is from RefSeq and is a predicted model, not a curated record.
AUGGUUGCGUCUCUGGCGCUGUUUGCUCCUGCAGACCAGCGCAAGGAGCUCUUGGCAGGAUCCCCUAUGUCCAAGUUGGACAGCCUGGCAUUGGAGUUUGCCAAGAAGGGAGCAUCGAUGCCGGUCUCCUCCAUGCUGAAGAAACUGGACGACUGGCACGACAGGCCUGACACUCUCUUGGACGUCGACAGCGACAGGGCAAGGACGCAGAUGCUGUCCCUCGCUAACCACCAGGGCUGGAUGGGCAGCCAGUUGGCAUCGGACUCGCAGCUGUGCAAGAAGGCGGACAUUAUCAUCUCCAAAUUUGAUCAGCUCCUGAAGAAGCUCAUUGUUGAGGAGACUCAAGUCAACAAGACCAUUUCCCAGACACAGCAGGAAUAUGAGGCAAUCAAGUCCAAGUGGCUGGAUACCGAGUCCAAGUAUCGCCUGACCGAGCAGAAGGAGAAAGAGGCCAAGGAAGGAGCCAAGUUUGCGAGACAGGAGUAUGACAAGUGGCAAACAGCACACAAGCAGGCUUCCUCAGACUUGGAAAAGACCACCAAGAACAAUGCAGUUGACAAGGCCAGCCUCGAAUCUGAGAAGGAAUUGAUCCUUGAGAUCAUGAAGAUGGUUGGCGUAGUGUCCAAUGGACUUGAUUCCUGUCUUAACAUCUGCGUGAAGAACUCUGUGCUGGCUCAGCAGACUGUCGGCAAAGCUCGAUUGGAGACGUUGGCCAACAGCGACUUGGGCAGCCAGAGCUCCGAAGUCGCCAAGAUCUUGCAGGAGAUCCUUGACGAGAUCGACAACCGCCUUAAGAACUUGGAAACCGUGUACAAUCAGGAGAGUGAUCUGGUCAAGUCAACCAAUGAAAAGAUGGUGCACUGGGAGAAGCAACUGGUCUCCCUGGCGAAUGCCCAAGACAAGGCAAAGUCUGAAAAGCUCACCCAAUCCCUAGCAAGAGAGAAGGUUGCAGGGCAGCUGAAGAUCGCCAAGAAGAACUACGAGGAGGAGACCUCGGCGUACAAUCUUGAGAUCCAACCAUAUCAGAAGGAGAUCACCGUGAUCAAGGAGAUCAAGAAGAAGAUUGUCAAUCAUUGCAACGGCGUCUCGCAAUAA